This is a messenger RNA of Macrosiphum euphorbiae (potato aphid), 315 nucleotides long. The record is from the annotation of a GenBank genome assembly. NCBI's taxonomy places the organism in Eukaryota, Metazoa, Arthropoda, Insecta, Hemiptera, Aphididae.
AUGUCAUUUUCUAAUUCGAACAUUAGUGAUUACGAAGAAUCAAUGACUGAAAGCGAUAACAAUUAUAACGAGGUAAAACCGGGGACCACAAAAAAACAAAAUAAAACAAAAAGAGAUGUGAAAUUGAAAAAAAAUAUGUGCAAAACAAAAGUUAAAAAAAAUAUUUCAUAUCUGGAUAGUAUUGGUCCUUUAAUUAAAGAUGUGAAAGUAAAUAAUGAACUUAUUAAUUCGAUGAUGGUGAAACAAAGUGAUGAAAUAGUAAACAUAAAAUUACCAUUUGAUAACGAAGUAUGUAUAGUGAUUACUGGACAAUAA